Solea senegalensis (Senegalese sole) is the source of this 3255-nucleotide messenger RNA. RefSeq names its product protein arginine methyltransferase 9 (gene prmt9). Gene Ontology annotation, molecular function: protein-arginine omega-N monomethyltransferase activity; protein binding. Gene Ontology annotation, biological process: peptidyl-arginine methylation. Lineage: Eukaryota; Metazoa; Chordata; Actinopteri; Pleuronectiformes; Soleidae. The record is from RefSeq and is a predicted model, not a curated record. Bases 383 to 2950 code for a protein of 855 amino acids. The transcript has 13 exons.
UCGAUCCGCGGACCUGUGUGGCAUUUGAUGUUUGUGUCGGAGUGGUUUAUCGCACGGACACACACUGCUGUUAUGGAUGGUGAAUUCUUAGCAGAAAUGCGAUUUACGGACUCGAUUAACACCCGGCAACAAAUAUAUCGUUCAUUUUAACAGACACUGUAUUUUUCUGACAUGCAGCUACGUUUUCGUAGAGUUUGUCACAGUAGCUUUGAUCGUGUAAGUUAGCGUUAGACUUAUGCCACGAGAAGAUGCUAACGACUUCAACUGGCAAGACCCGUAAUGUUAGCGUCCGUGUGUUUGCUAAAUGAUAGUCAGUGUCUUUAAUUGAUCUGUAAUCGUCUGUGUCCUUCACCACAGCCUGAGAUCUGAAGAUCCACACAGGAUGCCUAACACCAGUGCAAGGCCAAAGCAUAGCAGGAGGACGAGAAGGCGACGCAGAGAAGACCCUGCCAGGAACGAGCUGGUCUCUAGUUCCCUUGAAAGUGCCCAGCAGUGCCUGUUCAACCAAGAUUAUGGACCUGCCUUUGCACACUACCUUUUGGUCCUCCAUCUGGCACCUGUGUUUAAGGAUGUUGCAAAGGACUCCUUCAGGUUCACUCUCUUCAAAUGGGCAGAGGAGUUGGACUCUGUGGGCCGUAUUCAGGACCUGUUUGACUGUUACGAGCAAGCACUAGAGCUUUUCCCUGCUGACGAGGUCAUCCUGAACAGCAUGGGUGAACACCUGUUCAGGAUGGGAUUUCGAGAUGAAGCUGCAGGUCAUUUUCACAAAGCUUUGAAACUGAGACCAGACUUCCCAGAGGCGAGAGAGAACUUCUACCGUGUUGCCAAUUGGCUGGUGGAGCGCUGGCAUUUCCUCAUGCUCAACGACCAUGGCAGGAACCAGAAGUACCAGCAAGCCAUUCAGAAGGCUGUUCAGAGUGGCUGCAACACUGUACUUGACAUAGGUACUGGCACUGGAAUCCUUGGUAUGUGUGCUAAGAAAGCAGGGGCUGCUGAGGUGUACGCCUGUGAGCUGUCGAAGACGAUGUAUGAACUGGCUUGUGAGGUGUUAACUGCUAACGGGAUGGAUGGCUGCAUCAAAAUCCUCCACAUAAAAUCACUGGAGAUGGAAGUGCCAAAGGACAUUCCACAGCGGGUGUCCUUGGUGGUGACCGAGACAGUAGAUGCAGGCUUGUUUGGAGAGGGCAUCAUAGAAAGUCUCAUUCAUGCCUGGCACCACCUCCUGCUGCCUCCACAGACGAGUGAGAAUGAAUUCAGGGAGCAGUCUGCAACAGGACGCGUCAUCCCUGCUGGAGCCACCGUGUUUGCCAUGGCUGUUGAAUCUGCUGAGAUCCGCCGACAUCACAGGCUGUGUGUGUCCGAGGUGGGAGGCUUGUCCAUGGCUGCAGCCGGGGAGCUCCGCAGUCCUGUGAGCUGCAGCAUGGAGCCGGAUGACUCCAUGGAGCCGUACACCACCGAGAGGCUCAGCAGACUGCCUGGAGGAUAUAAAUCUCUCACCGAGCCCUUCACAGCUCUCAACAUAGAUUUCAAUAAUGUGACCGAACUGGAGGGUCUGAGCUCCAGGGAAGUGCAGCGGGUCUACCUGCCCGUCAUUCAGGAGGGGGAGGUGGACGCUCUGGCUGUGUGGUUCCAGCUCCACCUGGAUGAGGAGAGCAGUCUGUCCACUGGACCCCAGGAGGACACCUGCUGGGAGCAAGCCAUCUACCCUGUCCACGGCACCAAGGGUUUUGUCCUGAAACCUCCUGACCAAUUAAUUGUGGAGAUCUCUUGUCGAGACGCCUACCUGAGGCUCUGCAGUGUCGCUGUCCAGAGAGAUGGGCGUGAAAUCCAACUGGACAAGAGUCCCGAACCGAGGGUCUCUGGGAAUCCCAUGUCCGUCCCAAAUCCAGAAGCUGAACUGUGCAGUGCAUUAGCAUGUCUUCAGACUGGCCAGAACCAAACAAAAGACUUCUGCAUGCUGGAGUGCUCCGAAAUGGCGCUUCUGAACAACCAGGAUUACCAUCAGAGAUUCAGCGCUGCGUUUGGAAAACUCAUCUCUCAGCUGAAGCUCAGCUGCCCAAACCAAGAGCAAGGACCAGGCGUUCAGUCGAACCUCGCCGACGAUGCCGACUCGACAAACUCUAGCGACCUAAUGUAUGUGCUUGAUGUGUCGGAGGGCUUCUCUCUGCUCUCCCUCAUCGCGGCCAGCCACGGACACGUGAAAGCCUACAGCUCUGUGGAGAAGCACAAGCAACAGGAUGUGCUGAGGAGACUGGCCAACUCCAGUAACAUCGCCCAAGAGAACCUCGAGUUCUGGCUCAACAACAUGGAGGACGAGCAGGGGAUGCUGCAGAGGCCUUCACGGGAGAAGCUGUGGACCGCCAUCAUCCUGGACUGUGUGGAGACCUGUGGCCUGAUCCGGCAGAAGUUAAUGGAGAAAGCCUCGCUGGCCAGGUGUCUGCUGGAAGACGGAGGACAAAUUUUCCCACAGCGGAUUGUAGUGUAUGGUAUGCUGGUGGAGUCGGACAUGUUGCUGCUGGAGAGCGCCGUGCAAGGUCACGAGCCCACACUAGGAUUCAAUAUCGCUCCCUUCAUCAACCAGUUCACUGUACCAGUCCAUGUGUUUCUGGACUUUUCCACGCUGGAGUGCAGGCAUCUCAGUGAGUCUGUGGAGCUCUUUGUUCUCGAUCUUAUGAAUGUCAACGCAAACUACACUAACAGAGAAGUUAAGGUCCAGGCCACAUCUGCAGGCAGACUUACAGCAGUCCCAUUCUGGUACCAGAUCUACCUGGACCAUGAGAUCAGUGUCAGCACGCUCAGCCAGAACUCUCACUGGAAGCAGGCGGCUGCGGUGCUGCAGCAGCCCCUGGAGGUGCAAGCUGGAGACUGGGUCUGUCUAGCUGUGAAGCUUCACAAGAGCACCAUCUCUAUAUCGGCCCAUGUAGCCGGCAUCGCCGAGUCAAAUGAGUAAUAGCCAGAUGUUCUAGUUUUGCAACUGGUAGGAAAAUUCAAGCUAAAAUACGAUGAUUGAUACAUGCAGUAUUCAUGAAUCAAAUACUACAGAUUCCCUUACUAGUAUCAUGUUGUGCCAAAAAAGGAUUUCCCCUCUACAGUGUUAUCUUUCACAGACGCAAGACCAGUCUUCAAAUGUCCCUUGUUACCCAAACCUGGGGUCUCUGUUUUGGGAUUGCCAAAAGCUUGCAUGACCUGAAGCUGGUAAAUCAGUCACAAAGAUGUUUUUUUAAUAAUGUCAUGUUUUUAUUUGUAAAAAAAAAA